UUCUUAUUUAAAAACUUAAAGGCAAUAGAUUUUCACAAAUUUGUCUGUUGAAAAGUUUUUCUUCUAGGUUUAGCCGCUUGCGUGCAUAAGAUGGAGGAAGGGUGGGUUGGUGUUUUGAAUGUUCGUCAACAACAUGUUUGUCAACUACGUACUUUGUUUCAUUUGGAGCAGAUCAGCGUUUGGACCAAUCUUACUAUGCUUAGUCAUAUUAUGAGAAUCAAAAACAAAAUCGAUGACGAUGAAGGUUUGUCUUUCUGUUUCAAUAGCUUAUCUGAUGCUACGGAUGUUGUCAAUCUUAUAGUGGACAUACUUCCUUCCAAGGUUCGGUUGAAUAUGAAUAUGAUUCCUCCUGAAGAAAGAUGCAUUUUUUCUGUUGAAAUCGUCCCAAUUUGUUGCGGGGAUUUGAUUAUUCUGCCUAGUCAUAUUGCUGCUUCUUUCGGUCCAAAUAUUGGUCCUAUUGUCAUUUGUACUAGGGUUGCCAAAAUAUUUACUUUGCUUGAUCCAUUUACCUUGACCCACUGUUUCUUAAAGGCUGGUCAAUACUGGGAUGCACCCUUCACGCCUUCAUUCUCUAGGCCUCAGUUAGUGGAAUAUGUUGUUCUCGGUAUUAACCUCAAGGAGGAAUUAGAGGAGUUGGUGGAGGAGAAUAAAGAGAAGAAGAAGCUGAUUAUUGAGUUGUAUGCUGCUGAUGCUGUUGCUGCUGCUGCUGCUGUUGUUGCUGCUGAAGCUGCUGCUGCCAAAAAAUAUCGUUUAGCUGAUGCCAUGGUUGCUCGUGUGAAAGAUAUUGGAAAUAAUAAUCACACAACUUUUCAAAUCAAGACUCAUCUUGGUCGUAUUUUAAAACCCGGUGACCAUGCUCUUGGUUAUGACCUGUCUUCUGGAGGAGUAGAUACAAACCUUCCUGCUGCCAUUUUGAUCACCAAAAUUAGUUAUGCCGAAGAGGAGAAUGGUAGAGUUGUUGCUGUUCAGGAUAAGUGGGAAUCUGAUUAUCAACUCUUCUUAAAAGAUCUACAACAAGACACUAAACUCCUCUUCGACCGAAGAGCAAUCUACCGAAAUCGAACCAACUGCCAUCCAUUUGACACAACCAUCAAAUCCCCCUUUAGAAGACCUUUUUAUCCAUUGGAGGAUUUGCUUGAUGGAUGAUCCACUUACAAGCUUAAACAAACAUCACUUCUAUUGAUGUUUUGUUACUUCCAAUAACCAAAACAAGGAAGAUGCUUUUCAUUUAUUAGCUUUUUUCUAUUUAUUCCGAUAACAAGAACAACUAGUUCUUUUCACUUACUCUGUUGCAAUUUGCAAUUUCUGUUUGAUAUUUAUGUUUAUUAGAACAAGUUAUGUGUGCUUCCCAAACCAUGCAUGUCAUUAAUUAUAUUCGGCAUAUAAAGUACCUUUCACCAUUUCACCUCA
Medicago truncatula (barrel medic) is the source of this 1410-nucleotide messenger RNA. RefSeq names its product 60S ribosomal export protein NMD3. Bases 91 to 1146 code for a protein of 351 amino acids. Gene Ontology annotation, cellular component: nucleus; cytoplasm. Gene Ontology annotation, biological process: ribosomal large subunit export from nucleus. The transcript has a single exon. Lineage: Eukaryota; Viridiplantae; Streptophyta; Magnoliopsida; Fabales; Fabaceae. Gene Ontology annotation, molecular function: ribosomal large subunit binding. The record is from RefSeq and is a predicted model, not a curated record.